This is a messenger RNA of Blastomyces gilchristii SLH14081, 1137 nucleotides long. Its product is annotated as AAA family ATPase. The transcript has 4 exons. The coding region runs from base 1 to 1137 and encodes 378 amino acids. The record is from RefSeq and is a predicted model, not a curated record. NCBI's taxonomy places the organism in Eukaryota, Fungi, Ascomycota, Eurotiomycetes, Onygenales, Ajellomycetaceae. Gene Ontology annotation, molecular function: ATP binding; ATP hydrolysis activity.
AUGUCCAUAAUCUCGAAGUUUUACGAGCUCGGCUGCACUUACAUCGACUGUGACGGGAGAUCUCUUGGGAAGGCUGGAACUCAUAUCAUGAUUGAGAAGUUUUCAGGCCUGCGGCCCAUCCAUAUGCUGCCAGCAUUUCCACUCGAAUACCACCCCGAUCAAGCAGGGGUAAGGCAAAAGUGUAUUGAAUGCGGGAAGAAAUUUUGUGGGCUAGUUAGGACGCAUAUCCGGCAGUGUAACGGAACAGCAUUUUUCAUGCACAAAGGGAAGCCAGUGCAGGUCAAGGUCAACAGACGUAUUGGCAUCGAUGCCGCAUUCUUCUACGAAUUUAAUCCCAAUUAUUACCGCCCGCGUGUUGAAAUAUCUAGCUCAAUGAGGUCAGACACCAACGGAAAUAUUUGGUUUGACUUAGGCGAACUCGAGGAGGAGCAGCAUAUGAAAGAAAAGGAGAAAUUCAGGAGGACAGACAGCCUCAACAUGACUGAUGAUGAUUAUCUGAUAUGUUGUCCCUCGGUUCCCGGCUUUAGUUUCGCGGAGAAUGAUUUCUACGAGUUUGCUUUUGAUGACAUUUGUGAUGUCAAGUGGUCACCUGGUCUUCUUGGGAACCUAACAAUUCCUGACAAGAAGAAACGCACACUAAUGGCCCUUGCAAGAACCCGCCUGGAGGUUGUCCCUUCCCUUCCAUUUGAUGAUUUUGUGGCGGGUAAAGGGCGUGGCUCGAACGUUCUUCUCUAUGGCCCGCCCGGAGUGGGCAAGACUCUAACUGCCGAAGCCAUGUCGGAGUAUUUUGAGCAGCCUCUUCACCUGAUACCCGCUGCCCAAUUGGUCGCGAAUCCUACUAAAGUUGAGGACAAUCUCACUCGUAUCUUUCAAAUCGCUAAGCGGUUCGAUGCCCUUCUUUUGUUAGAUGAAGGCGAUGUCUUCCUCGGACGCCGGGCAUCUAUCAACGCAUGCAAGGACGCUACUGUUACAAUAUUCCUUUGCAAGCUGGAGUACUUUCAAAGAAUCUUUUUUCUCACAACGAACCGGGAAACAGAGUUCGAUGAGGCAGUCCUUAGCAGGAUUCAUCUGAAGAUCAGAUACAAAAAGCUGAGCCAGCCUCAACAAAGGGAUAUAUGGAGGCACUUUAUCUCUUGA